This is a messenger RNA of Diorhabda sublineata, 7311 nucleotides long. Its product is annotated as zinc finger protein ZFP2-like. Bases 481 to 1623 code for a protein of 380 amino acids. The record is from RefSeq and is a predicted model, not a curated record. The transcript is spliced from 3 exons. Lineage: Eukaryota; Metazoa; Arthropoda; Insecta; Coleoptera; Chrysomelidae. Gene Ontology annotation, biological process: regulation of DNA-templated transcription. Gene Ontology annotation, molecular function: RNA polymerase II cis-regulatory region sequence-specific DNA binding; DNA-binding transcription factor activity, RNA polymerase II-specific.
GUGGCAAUAAUUGAGUGUAUAAAUUGUGUAUAAACCUCAGUGUAUGAAACUAUUUAUAGUUAAAUAAGAAAAACAUUGCAGUAUAUUAAUCGACAUUUUAUUUAUUAAACAAAAGGUAUACAAAUUCAAUUUCUAUGUUCAUACUCUAAUUUCCACUACGCCAGUGUAUGAGGUUUUUAUUAUUUUUGUUUCUUUCGAGUCCCACCAGUAAACAACACGUGUGCCACCACCACACACGCCUUAAGUUGGCCCUGAGCAUUUGACAUAUCAUAUAGGCUGUUAAUUAUUUUAAUUGCAAUGUACUAAUGACAAUGAAUAAACGGUGAAAAGUUUUCUAGUGAAUACAGCUAAAUAAUUUCCUUCAAUAAAACUUUUAUUUCUACAAUUACCAGGAAGUUUUAGUAUAUCAGUUGCCAAGUAGUACCAAGACAAUCAACGUAAUUGCAAAAGAAAAGGAAAAAACUCAAAGAUUUAUCCGAAAUGAGAAUGAGACUUAAAAUGCAGAAAUCAAAAAGGGAUUCAUCUCCUCUACCUGAAUUAGUUAAACGCGAACAACCUAUAUAUUGCAAUGAAUGCGAUAAACAUUUUGAUUACGAUGUCGAUUUUGCUAUACAUUCUAUUAAACAUAGUUCGGAUAAUAAAUAUAGAUGUCAUUUAUGUUCGAAUUAUAAAAAUAUAAGGAGAGAUCGGAUGGAAAUACACAUUAGACGUCACGAUAAUCCGAAAAAACGUGGUCGCCCUGCAACUGGACGAAAACCAAAAAUUAGAAAGCGAGACUUGAACGGAAAAGAUUAUAAAAAACUUCCGUUACCAGAUCCAGUGAAAUUAGAAGAACCUAUCAAAUGUAAAGAAUGCGAUCAGUACUUCAAUACUAACUUGGAGUUUGCUCUGCAUUCUAUAGAGCACAGUAAAGAAUCCAAAUAUUCAUGUCACUUAUGCCGCUUCACUAAUCUACGUAAAGACCGUUUCGAAAUCCACGUUAGGUUGCACGAAGGUAGUACCAAGUAUAAAUGCGAGAUAUGUCAAAAGGCGUUUAGGUGCGGUAGUCACGCCGAUGAACACAGGAAUUUCCAUACCGGUGAAAAGCCUUUUCAGUGCGAAAUUUGCGGUAAACAUUUUAUGUACUCUAGAGGACUUGCGAAUCAUCGCAUCAAAACUCAUUCUCAAAUAUUAACCGGAAAACCGAGGGAGAAAUUCCGCUGCGAAUAUUGUGAGAAGGAAUUCGAAUCAUCUACGGGUCUUACCAGUCAUACCAAUAUCAAACACAAAAAUAUACAACCAGAUCUCUCUGUUAUAUGCGAGAUAUGUGGUAAAAAAAUAUCUUGUAUGGGUAGGUUGAAAUAUCAUCUCAGAGUACACAGCGGAGAUAAACCGUACGCGUGUCUGGUGUGUCCUAAAAGGUUCGCCAUGAGGGAUCUCCUCAUUGAACAUUCUAGAGUGCAUACCGGAGAAAAACCGUAUGUUUGCAAAUAUUGCGGUAAGACGUUCGGUCAAAGGUCGCCUUAUAGAUACCAUAUCAAAACUCAUACUGGAGAAAAGAAUUAUAUUUGUCCUCUAUGUAAUAAAGGUUUCAUUUCCAACGCGGGAAUGAAAAGCCAUGUAAGAAAUUGCUUUAAACCUUAGAUAACAUAUUUAGUUUUGGAUGCUUAUGAAAAACGUUUUAGUUUAUUUAUCAGUUAAUAGAAUUUUUUCAAGUUUUACUCUCACUUACACAAAUUGAUCUUCAAUAUAACGUAACUAACAGGAAAUAUUAUACAUUCUAUACUCUUCUACUAAUAGUAACAUUGAGUCUCAGUGUAUAUAUUAUUAUAUUACAAAUAGAGUAAGCAUGCCUAUAGUUGAAAGCGUCUUGCAAACAAAUACUAAAAUGCAACAAUUAUCGUGGGAUAUAGAAAAAUAAGAAAUCUGAUUAGAACAGGAAUAUACUAAUUACAAAGAAGAACAGAGUGGGUUUAGAGCUGGAAGGUUCUGUAUAGACAACGCAGUUGAUAGAGAAGAAAAGAAAAGGACAUAGACCAGUACGCCUAAUAUUUAUAGAUUUAUAAAAGGCUUACGAUAACACACCAACAUUAACUAUACUCUUUUAAAAGCCAUCCAGAAUUUAUAUAAGGAUAUGAAGUCCGCACAAUCGAAAAUAAAGUAUCGGUAUUCUUCACAGUCAACACUUUUCAAAAUAUCUGUUUCAGAAACUUGGAAGAAUAAAUGGAAAUCCAAAUCGACGUUAACACCUGUUUAUACACCCUCAAAUUUGCAGAUUAUCAGGUAAAAUGUGCAAACUACAGAGAAUAGAAAACAACGAAAUAAUAAAAACUAUAAAUAUAUAGGACUUAUUGUUGAUAAGGACAGAUUAUAAAAAAAAUUGGAAUAAACAGAUCAAGAACAAUAGUUAAAUCACUAAAUGGAAUAACAAAAUAGGAAAACACCAAAAACCUAGGAUCCACAAUGCAGGAUUAGAAGUCUGUUGCUAUAUGGAUCGGAAACGUGGACAGAUAGCUAGAAAAAAAAAUAGAAGCCAUGCAAUGGACGCCUUUAGAAGAGCAAAUAUAAUGUCAAGGUUAGAUAAAAUCAGAAACGCACAAUAAAACAGCAAAUAAACCUAAAGAAAAUUAUAGAAUAUAUUGAGGAAAAACAUUUGAUUUGGUAUAGGAAGAAAGGAAGACCAUUGAGUGUAAGAAAACUGAAGGAAAAGACUGCAACAACAGGAAAGAGUGGUAAUGUGGCAUCUGACAACGUUGUAGGACGUUUUGAACCCGAAUUCUAUAUAUAAAUUUAAUUGUGCAAUGUAAAUAAAUUGAAAACUAUUAAACAGUUGCUGGUAAAUUUGUCUAUCUACUGCUUUCUCUUUCGUAAAGAACAACAAUACAUAAAUCAAGCUCUUUUCCUUUCCGAAGCCAUGCUUGCUCACUCUAUCUGUAAUAUCAACUCAUUACACUUCUCCAUACAUAAAAACUGUCAAACCAAUGAUUCAAUUUCUCCCUUUCAAUGGAAUAUUUCCCAGAAAAUAAUCAACUUUUCUUCGAAGCAAUUUUACAUAUUUUUAGUAGCGAUUCUACAAAAGGUACACUUUGGUGCCAAGUCAAGACUGUAGAGUAGAUUGACAAUACCACUACUUAAGGGAUCUCGGAUUUUUUAAUGCCCCAAUUAACUGUACCAAAUAAAUGUCGGUAUACCAGAAAACUGUAACUUUUUACCUAGCAACUCUGACCGUUUAUUCUUCUUCCUACUUGAUUUUGAUGAUCAACUUCCUGGGGUUUGCACAGGAAGUUUUGUAACAUUUAAAUGUUUCGAUAUAAUUCUCCCAAUUCUUCAGUAAAGCAUCUGCUAACACCUUAUAAGUGAUUCUUCAACUCUCAAGUUCGAUGUUUUUUGUUAGUGUCAACUUUUAUCGUUCCACCUUAACGAGAAUCGUUUUCUAAAUUAAAUAACCCAGACAACUUUUGUUAUGUAUAAUGUAUUGUUUAAAUUAUCAAAAAUUAGAUGUGUGGUUGAUCAAUUUGUCGUUUUCAAUUCGAACUUUGAUUUUUACGCUAGCAAUUUAUCCGACCAUUAAUAUAGAAUUUGUAUCUCGAUAUAUUGUCUAUUCAAUAACGAAAAAUGAUAUGUAAGAAUAUAUAGCAUCCAUGUAAGUUCCCAUUAGAUAUUAGAAAUAGGUAAUUAAAAAAUCGAUCGUUUUUUAUUAAUUUAGGAGUAAGUGAAUUUGGUUAUCUAAUCUAGGUACAGUUACUGAAUUUAUAUUUUGUUUAUAAAAUAAGAAAUAGAAGUAUAUAUUUUGUUUAUAAAUAGGAAUCCUUGAAUUUGAAGGAAUCCGAAGCAGUACUUAAUCACAUGAUUUUUCAUGUUUUUCAUUCACCAAUCCGCUAGAAUUAUGUGCCAUACCCACUUAUUCGUCUGUGGAUUUUAAUCUUGAACUUUGUAGAUUGUGGUGUUUGGGAAAGAUGUGCCUUGGUAGGUGAUUACAGUUUUCCAAAUUGACGUUGGUGGUCAUGAACCACGUGUGCCUGUCGAGUAGGUUUGCAAAUACCAUUACGUAGGAUUAUAUUGGACAGCUCAGAAGAGCCUCUUCCGUGAUAGUAGCUCAGCAACCUUUCUUCCAUGAUCUAAGCUCUCCAAGUUUCUGGUCAACUCUAGGUCCCCUAUAAGUCUCUUCUGUAUUGAGUAGAGUAUUCUAAGGGUAUGCUUGGGAGUCGAGCUCUGAAUGUGCAAGAUAUACUACAAAAAUGGACGAAUAUCGGCAUUGAAAAGCUGUUGCGGGGUAUAUAGCUUUUUGCUAAUUCCGGAAACUAUCUACAAGGACAUGGAAACUGGAUAUCUUAUGUUAAAUGCAAUAGAAAGAAUCAGUCGAGAAGUACCUGCACGUAUAGAUAGGCGUUUUUCCUAAAUAUAUCAAACUCUAACCUAUCAAUAUUCCUUAUUACGAAGUUAUCUAAAAAUGGAAUCUGUUCAGUGUAUUCAGUAUGAAUAUCACCAGCUCCAGAAAGUCUGUUAUAAAAAGAAGAUUUGGUAUUGCCAUUUUGAGUUCAUUAUCAGAUUUUUGUAUACAAUAUUUUAACUUUCUUUUUCAUAUACUUUUUCUGACAAAAUGAUAUUGCACCAAAAAAACAGUCUCUAGAUCGUCUUAUUGGGGUGGAUCAAUCCCCAUAAUCUAUCUGUACACAUCAGUUUCUAACAUAACUCCCUGGACUUGGAUGUUUUCACAUCUUCGCCACUAGGGCUCGUCAGUUAUUUCUCGAUUCGUUUUAAUCCUAUAUUCCUCUUGACUAAUUUUUACCAGGUCCAUUAUUGGUUUUGAGGUAUACUCAUAGAAAAUACGAGGCUGGUUCAAAUAUUAUUAUUAAGCUACAGAGCUGAAAUUUAUUACAGUUUUUCCCCACAGUAUCUGUCUCAUUACAUCUCUCCGGAAGCAUUCGGAUGUCUUUUUCGUAAAAAUCUCUUGGCAUUAAGGAUUCUACUUCCGCAUUGCUUUGGAGUCUCCGUCCGUCAAUUGCCUCUUUCAAUGGACCAAAUAAAAUGCGCCGUGUAUGCGGUCUGGCGUUGUCUCGCAGCAAUAUCGCACUACGGAUUGGAAUAUCAUGUCGUUUUGAUCUGUAGACAGGUUUACCAUCUUAUCUAGGAAGUUAAUAUAAUACUGCGCGUUCACAGUUUCGUCUGUGGUGAAUAUUCGGUGCAAUUAAUUUUCUCCUUCCUCUUCAUACCGCUGCAGGAGAUGUGUGUGAACUUCCCAGUGUAAAUUUCGGCUCAAAAUUCAAAAGUCUUAUCGCUAGGGCUGGGCAAUUAUCAAAAAAUAUAAUCGAUUAUAUAAAAUAAUCGAUUAUUUUCGAUUAAUCGAACAAUCGGAAAUAGUCGAUCAAUCCAAAAUAAUCGAUAAAUCGGUAAUAAUCAAUUAAUCGAAAAUAUUCAAUUUUCGAUUAUUCGAAAAUAGGAAAUAAAGCUUCAAAAGAACGAUUGUGGUUUGAUUCCUACAAAAAAUAAGAUAAAGGGCGAGUAUACCACUAGGAACAUACAGAAGACAUUAUGGUUUGAUUCCCAAAAAAAAAACAAACCAAAUAAUGAACCUACAGAAGAUAUUUGGAAGUAAGAUUCUGAUAUUGAAUUAUGUUGAAAUAAUUAUUCAGAAAAUACAUUUUUUAAUCGUUUAAUUGAUUAUUACAUUAUUUGAUUAUUUUAACGAUUGUAUGAAAAAUAGUGUAUGCCAUAGCCGCGAAGCUUUUUAACGACCUCAAGAUUAUCUUGCCUCGGCCGCAAGCGGUCUCGGCGAUAAUCGUUUUUUCGGUACGUUAAAAAGGUAUUUCAUGGCCUAAGCAUACAAAUAACUAUUUUAGUCUUUUACUUUGUAAUAAAGCCGCUUAAAAACUCUCUUUUAAAUUCAAUUAAACCAAAACCAUUACGCAUUUUUGAGAAUGAAAAUAGGCAAGAAACAUUGUAUUUUAUAAAACCAAAUUCUCAUAGGAUGUUGUCCACAAGCUCCACCUUACACAACAAUCUCUCGCCGACAUCGACACCUAUAUUAAAUAAAAUAAAAAACUUGAAAGACGCGGGCCGCUGGACACUAUGUGACAUCAAAUAAAAUAAUGAUAUUUUCUAUUGUUUUUUAAGGUAAAUGCCAUUUGUAAAGAGCUUUUUAAGAAUAAUUUUUGUAUCUAGUUAACUAAAUAAGUUUAAAUGUUAUUUGUAUUUGGUUCAAGCGAUUAAUUAAAAGGGAGUGUGCUCUUAGUUAAUUUUAUGUAAUUGAUUAAUAUAAUCAAUAAUUGUGAUCCAUUUAAUACAAUGCGGGCCAAAGAGAUCGAAAAAUCAAAACAAAUAUUUAUUUAUUACGGCAGCUAUAAAGUUGAAAAAUAACAUUAUGAUUUGACUCCCACCCAAAUUAAACAAACAAAUAUUUCUUAUUAUUCAUUUCUCAGAGAGUGGAUUUUAUUCUUAAUAGGUAAGUUUCUGCAAAGAAAAAAAAAGAAGUUGCCGAUGUCAAGUUUUGGAUCCAGUAUACGUACAGAACAGAAUAUUGAGUUACAGGUUACAGGAACACAAAAAAGUACAAAAGUGGGAAAAUCAUGAAAAAUAAUCAAUCUUCGAUAAAUUGAUUAUUUUCGAUUAAUCGAGUAUUUCCGAUUAAUCGAUUAUUUUUCGAUUAUUUUCAAUUAAUCGAUUACCGAUUAUUUUUAAAAAUAUAUAUCGAUUAAUCGAUCACCCGAUUAAUCGAUUAUUUUUCGAUUAAUCAAUUAUUUUACCCACCCCUACUUAUCGUGUACAGUACUGCGUGAGUCUCCCAAAAUUAUUCUCUACUGACUAUAAGUACAGUAAAAAGCAAAGUUAUGCAGUCUAGGCUGUUCUCUAUGCGAUAAUUGAAAGAUAUGUCUGGCUAUUUUACAUUGUACAUUUAUGUUUUAAACAAAAAUCCAAAUUUUAACAACUUAGGUCAUAUUAUGGAAACACUGUAUAAUCACCAUGUGAAUACUUUUAAUUUAAUUGUAAAUUUUAGCUCAAAAAUUUUUGAAAUAAUUGUGUUGUAGUAAUUCAUAGCUAAUUGUAAAAUUUUAAAUUGGCUGUGAAAUGAAUGAAUGAAUUCAGUAACCUAUUGCUAGUAAUCGUACUAGUAGUUUUAUUAUAUGAAUGGAAUUUUAUGUAUACACUUUAUUUUUACCAUCAAAAUAACUUGAAACAAAUACUAAGAACUUGUAGAACAUGUGAAAAACACCUAGAUAUUAAUAACAAUGUAGAAUCACUUUUUAACUAAACAUUUUUUUAUAAUAUAUUUUUUGUGAUUUCUAUUACCUAUAUAUUGAUUUUUUUAUGAUGAAUUGGUGAAAUAGAAUUUUA